Molecule: messenger RNA, 773 nt
Organism: Effrenium voratum
Lineage: Eukaryota; Dinophyceae; Suessiales; Symbiodiniaceae
Source: the annotation of a GenBank genome assembly
CUCCAGACAGAUUUCGGUGUAGAACAAUUCGCGCCAUGGGGAUGAUGGUUGGGGUGAUCCGAGAGGAGACCCCCAAGCACAAGGUGCUGGGCACACUGGCGGGUUUGCAGUGCCGGGAAUAUGCGGCCCAGUUUGUGGCCAAGGUGUCUUCCGCUGGCUAUCCAGAAGCCGGCACCCAGGAGGAGUUCUCGAACGCGGCCUUCCGUACUCUGGCCAAGUAUAUUGGUGUGUUCACCACGCCCCAGAACAAGGCCAACGCGUCAGGCGGCGAGGCGAUCGCCAUGACUGCUCCGGUGGUGAUGACCUCCAGUGAGAAGAUCGCCAUGACUGCUCCGGUGGUGAUGACCUCCAGCGAGAAGAUCGACAUGACAGCUCCUGUGGUGAUGGGAUCCGGGAGCGAAAGGACCAUGAGCUUCAUUUUGCCCUCCAAGUACAUGGACGCUGGGCAGGCCCCACCACAGCCAUUGGAUAGCCGCGUGACCAUCGAGAAGGUCCCCGCACGCCUGGCACUGGUGAGCACAUUCUCCGGGCGCUCCGGCCCAGAGGAUGCGAAGAGCCGGGUGCAGACUCUGGUGCAGCAGAUCAAAGCGGCCAGCGACGUGAGCUUUGAAAUUGACGAGGCGACCAAGGAGCCCUAAGUGGGAGUUCUUCGGCUACAACCCGCCCUUCACACCGCCAUGCUUUCGCACCAAUGAGGUGGCCAUUUAUCUCACCCAGGUGCCUCCGAACCUGAGCUGAAGACGCCUCGGAACCGAAUGUCCAGCGAAUGCAAG